AUGUUGCCAUCUAAGAAGCUCCUGUGCAAAUAUGGUAGUCAGUGUCCGAUACUCUCUCGACUUGUUGAGGAUAAUACUUAUCGGCUCGACGACAUAGAUCAUUGUUCAAUGAACUUUCAUCCAGGGCGUCGUGGUGGAAUGACAGUUGAAGAUAAUUUCCAAUCAAAAAAGUUUAAGUCAGCAUAUCAACACUGCAAUAGAUCACGUGCUCAUCAAUACAAUCGAAACUUUUGGGCUGGCAAAGCGAAUAAUGACGACUUAGAAGAGGAAGUUAAACGAAAUGGUUACGGAGAUAUAUGGAGCUCGGUAUUUUGCGAUCGUGUUAGGCAAAGAAUGGAGCAUGAUCGACACAGGCAGAUGGGCUCACCAUUAUCUAAUAUUCAAAUGUCAGCAGUGAUGCUUUAUACAAAUACCAUUUUGCACGAGAAAUUAAAAGAAGACGAACGUUUAUUCUCAAUGCAAGAUGUAACGAAUGGUAACCUGUGUACUUAUACACAAAAGUGGCCAAUUUUCGGUCGAGCUUUGAAUAGCGCUAUUUGUUGUUUGAAUAAACAUGAUUAUGUCAACCGACCGAUUACUGUCUAUCAUGGUUUAGCUAGGAUUAUAAUUGAUCCUGAUGAGUUGAAUAACUUUGAUUAUGGAAGUCGAACAAAAAAGAAUGCAUUUUUUAAAUGUGGCACGUUUAUUAGUACAAGCCGAGAUAGAGAUGUGGCAUUAUUUUUUGCAUGUCCUGAUUCUGACCCUGCAAAUUCUAGCUCUAUCUUCGAAAUCCAUACAAUGCCGAAUGAUAAUGAAGACGAGCUAAUUGGCGCUGACGUGUCAUGGAUAUCAUGGCAUCAUGUAGAAGAUGAAUAUCUUAUUGCUCGACUAGCACAAUUCGAGUUCUUCUGCCAUCGAGGACAGAUGUGCUAUUCUCUUGAACAUGAUAGCGGCAAUUGUAAUUGCGAAAUUAAGAUCGGUCGUCGGCCAAUUUGGAUGCCACCGCCAGAAAUUGUGAGUUCAUAA
Molecule: messenger RNA, 1005 nt
Organism: Adineta ricciae
Lineage: Eukaryota; Metazoa; Rotifera; Eurotatoria; Adinetida; Adinetidae
Source: the annotation of a GenBank genome assembly